GUAACACCAUUGGAGGUGGUCUAAGAAGAGUUAGCGUCGUUUCAGUUUCUCAGAGAGAGAGAGAGAGAGUGAGUAGUAGCUCGAAUCGCAAAUCAACUCAUCUUCUUCUUCACCGGCGCCGCCGCACUUAUACUGCACAAACAAAAAGGAUUCUGUUUCUGAAGGAUGGCGUCCAAGUUGAUACAAGUUCAAUCAAAGGCAUGUGAAGCUUCAAAGUUUGUGGCAAAGCAUGGAACUUCUUACUACAGGCAGUUGCUUGAGAAGAACAAACACUUUAUCCAGGAACCCGCCACUGUGGAGACGUGCCAAGAGUUGUCUAAGCAGCUUCUCUACACCCGUCUUGCUAGCAUUCCAAAACGCUAUGAAACCUUCUGGAAGGAACUAGACUACGUAAAGAACUUAUGGAAGAACAGAAGCGAUCUCAAGGUAGAAGAUGCUGGAAUCGCUGCUUUGUUUGGUCUUGAAUGCUUUGCCUGGUACUGCGCCGGAGAAAUCUCCGGCAGAGGCUUCACCUUCACCGGCUAUUACCCUUGAAAGAGACCAACUAUUAUAACUUGAAACAACAUUUUGUGUAAUCACUUGCUCCAUUUUUUAGUUUCCAUGAUUCUCUGAAUCAAAAAAAGUUUCCACUUCUUUUCCUGAAGAUUUGGAGCUGAGAACAUACAUUUUGCUAAACUCUGAGAUAAGAUUGAGAUCAAUAAGAACAUAAAUUUCUACAGGAA
Messenger RNA from Brassica napus (rape), 722 nucleotides. RefSeq lists its product as uncharacterized. The transcript has 3 exons. Gene Ontology annotation, biological process: proton motive force-driven ATP synthesis. NCBI's taxonomy places the organism in Eukaryota, Viridiplantae, Streptophyta, Magnoliopsida, Brassicales, Brassicaceae. The record is from RefSeq and is a predicted model, not a curated record. Gene Ontology annotation, molecular function: proton transmembrane transporter activity. The coding region runs from base 166 to 534 and encodes 122 amino acids.